Pseudozyma flocculosa PF-1 is the source of this 1734-nucleotide messenger RNA. RefSeq lists its product as uncharacterized. Gene Ontology annotation, cellular component: membrane. The transcript is spliced from 4 exons. The record is from RefSeq and is a predicted model, not a curated record. Gene Ontology annotation, molecular function: serine-type endopeptidase activity. Lineage: Eukaryota; Fungi; Basidiomycota; Ustilaginomycetes; Ustilaginales; Ustilaginaceae. Bases 1 to 1734 code for a protein of 577 amino acids.
AUGCUGCGCUGCGCCUUCGCCGGGCGGCCCCUCUUGGCCCCACCAUCGGCCCUUCCGCCCGCCGUCGCCGCCCCAUCGAUCCGCACCUUCCUCCUCUCAUCGCCUGCCCCCGCCGCCCUCACAUGCCGCACAAGAUCACCCCCGCCACCUUCGCCACCAUCACCAGCUCUGCCAGCACCACCACCGCCAUUCCGAGGCCUCGCAAGCAUACACCGCCCAUCCCUACAGACACGCCCAUCGCCCCUCGCCGCACUCGCAUCGCGCUCCCUCCAUACCAGCUCGCUCCUCUCCCGCAUCUUUCGUCGUCGCAACCCCUUCUACCCCAGGCCAGCGCCCGCACGCCCCACCACCGAUGAUGCCACCGCCGCUGCCUCCUCCCGUCACCUUGACCCCACCUCACCCGGCAGCCGUCAGCUCGACCAACUGCUCCAAAAGCAGGCCGCAGAGCAGCUCAAGCACGAGGACCAAUACUGGUCCCGCCAGAACAUCGAACCGCCUCAUAUCUUGGCCACGAUACUCUACGUACUCCUCUUCGGCGCCGGCACUUUCAGCGUCUUCGCCAUCCUAUCCAUCCGCCAGACGGCCGACAUAGCAAAAGAGGCGCGCGACACACAGGGACCCCUCUCCAGCUGGAAGUCGUUUGUCACCAGCGCCACCAGCGCCGGCAGGAACCUCUUUGGUGGCGGCGGUGGCGGCACCCGCGUCCAGGAGCAGGAGGCGUGGGGCCGUGGCAUCGACGAAAACACGCUCAACGUCGUCCGCAAGCACCACGUCGCAGAGCGGCUCGGCCACACCCUCGAGUGGAUCACGGGCUGGUGCGACCAGCUCGGCCUGCCCGCCGGUGUCAAGGAGGUCGUUGGCAGGUCGUUUGUCAUGGUCUCGGAAGCCUACCUCGACCUCCCGCCCGCCAAAGAGGUGCUCGUGCCCAUCAUCGCCUUCAACACGCUCGUCUUUGGCCUCUGGCUGCUCGCCCCCGUCCGCAGCCGGCUCGAGGGCUUCAUGCUUCGCCACUUUACCCACCGCCCCUCGAGCGAGCUCGACUUCACCAUGCUCACCUCGACUUUCAGCCACCGCGGCGGGCUGCACUUCCUCUUCAACAACGUCGCCCUCUGGUCGUUUGGCGGCAGCGCCAUCAUCUACGCCAGCCACGUCAAUGCCGGCUGCGCCAUCCUGCCCGAGGCGUCGGCCACGCCCCACUUUCUCGCCUUUUUCGCCACCGCCGGCGUGUUCGCCGCCGCCGCCAGCCACAUUGCUGCGGGCGUGCGCUUCCGCCACGUCGCGGCGUUGAGGGGUCUCGACGUUGCCCGCGCCACGGUCGGCAGGCAGAGCAGCCUCGGCGCCAGUGGCGCCGUGUAUGCCGUCGUCGUCGCGUCGGCCCUCGCCUUUCCCGAUGCCCGGAUCAGCCUCAUCUUUCUGCCCAUGUUCACGCUGCCCAUUGGGACGGGCGUACAGUGCAUGGUGGCACUCGAUCUACUCGGUGCACUGCGCGGCUGGGCGGUAUUCGACCACAUUGCCCACCUCGGCGGCGCCCUCUUCGGAUACCUCUACUUCUACUACGGCCCGCCGAUGUGGGAGUUCUUCAAGUGGUGGUGCCACGACUACGCCCUCUACUCCUGUCCCCUCCCGCGCAAGGAGUGGGUCCCCCCAUCGUCAUCGUCGUCGUCGUCGUCGUCGUCGUCGGCGUCGACGUCCGAACACCGCCUUGGUGUUGAAGGCCACCGUCAGAGGAUCUAG